Molecule: messenger RNA, 897 nt
Organism: Aspergillus luchuensis
Lineage: Eukaryota; Fungi; Ascomycota; Eurotiomycetes; Eurotiales; Aspergillaceae
Exons: 4
Coding region: 1-897 (298 amino acids)
Biological process (GO): amino acid transmembrane transport
Cellular component (GO): membrane
Molecular function (GO): amino acid transmembrane transporter activity
Source: RefSeq, a predicted model, not a curated record
AUGAAAGCGUCGUUCUGGGUUUUCUCGCUGACAUUGACCAGGCGUUUCGUCGAUGAUGCGCUUGGAUUCGCCUUAACGUGGAAUUACUGGGCAAAUGACGCCGUCUCCACAGCUUCAGACAUUAUAGCAUUGCAAGUCUUGCUGGAAUAUUGGACGAAGCAUUUCCCUGGCUGGGGCUUAAGCCUCAUUUGCCUUGCGCUUGUUCUGACCCUGAAUAUCUGCUCGGUCAGGGUCUUUGGAGAGAUCGAAUACUGGCUGUCAUUACUGAAAGUCGUGACCAUCAUUGUCUUCAUCAUUGUUGGGAUUGCUGUGAACUGUGGCGCUAAUACUGAUCAAACAUACCUGGGCGCUAAAUACUUCUACACCGGGGACGCGCCCUUUGUCGGGGGGAUUGGAGGCUUCGCUUCCGUUUUUGUAACAGCUUCCUUCGCUUAUGGCGGAACCGAAAAUGUGGCCGUUACAGCUGGCGAGACACGGGAUCCGUCUCAGACCUAUCCUAGUGUCAUCCGCAAUGUCUUCUGGCGCAUUCUUCUCUUCUACGUCGUAUCUAUCAUCAUCAUCGGUCUCGAUAUUCCUUACAACUAUCCUGGCUUAUCGACAGAGAGUGCUUCCACCAGCCCUUUCACUAUUGUCUUCGACAAAGCCGGCAGUACCGUGGCGGGCAGCUUUAUAAAUGCUGUAAUCAUGACUAGUGCAAUAUCUGCUGCCAAUCACGCCCUCUUCGCCGGCGCACGCCUUCUCUACACCCUUGCCAUUAGCGGUCACACUCCCGGUUCUCGUUUCUUGGGCCACCUUAACCGAUUCAAUGUCCCAUGGGUGUCAGUCCUUUCGACCGCAGCUAUCAGUGCUCUCUGCUUCGGGGCAAGUAAGAUUGGUGCCGGUCAGGUCUGGUCGUGA